Molecule: messenger RNA, 2517 nt
Organism: Carcharodon carcharias (great white shark)
Lineage: Eukaryota; Metazoa; Chordata; Chondrichthyes; Lamniformes; Lamnidae
Gene: c10h17orf97
Product: chromosome 10 C17orf97 homolog
Exons: 2
Coding region: 537-1151 (204 amino acids)
Biological process (GO): protein arginylation
Source: RefSeq, a predicted model, not a curated record
CAAGGCGACCAGAAGACAGCAGAAGCCUGAGGGCUGGAGAGAUGGAGUCUGUGGUUUAAAAUAGAGGGAGGGAGAGAGAGAGAGAGAGAUAAUUCAGGCUAGUAAAAGAAUAAUAAGAAAUAUAUUAAACUGGAGGAAAACGGAAUAAGCAUGAGGUACAGUCUGGUCCGUCUGCUAUAGGUGAGAGCGAUUGCUUCAAAGCCCAGAACAAACGAUAAGUCAAGGAUACAUUAUAUAACCUGAUAUCUAUAAUCUUAAAUAAACUUGGGGGAAAGACCAGAGAUCCAAAUCCAGGAGAGUUGGAAGAGAAAAGCGCUGAAAAUCGCCAGUUCUCCAAAACCUGUUGCAACUGUCUUUGAGAACCAGUGACUUGCUGGGGGUAUUACUGCACCCAAGUGUUCUUUUGAAAACCGCUACCUUAUAGAAGACGUUUAUAACACCGGGAAAAUUAAACAAAAGACUCACUGGUAAAACUGGAAAGAAAAGGUGGGAGGAAAUUUAAAAAUUGGAUGCAAAAGGUCAGUGGUUAGCUAAGGAUGGAGGACAAAAUACCAGCCAGCAAACAUAAGGCAAAGUCAACCACAAAUCUGACUGCUGAGUCAGCAGCAAAGAAGAAAAUUAAGAAAAAGAGAGAUAAGGAGAAGAAGAAAUCCUCUAAGAUAAGAAAUUCUUCAAGUACGCCAUCGACUUCAGACGAGACUGUUUCGGCUCAUAAACAUGGGAAAAGCAGCAAACGCCAUUCACAUUCUGCAUCUCCAAACAUUGAAAAACCAGCUGGUCAAGGGGAUGCCAAACAAAGUCCCAAACCUACGAAUGUCAGCAAUGAAGCCGCUAGAAGUCAGGGUUCAGACGGUGGCUCCUUUUACUCUGUAGAUCAGCUUGCUACCUCAAUAAAUGCAACUCUGCGGUGGGAUGGCGUUCUUGAAGAUCCUGUGGCAGAAGAGGAGAGGAUCAAACUUUACAAGCUAAAUCGGCAGCUGAGGUACCUGGCUGCCCAGAAGAGCGCGCGCAAGGAUCUUCAAUUUUGCCAACAGGAGCUUUCUGAUAUUCAAUCUCAUAAGGAGAAUCCAUAUGUCAUCAGCAAUAAAACAUUGCAGCAGCUAGCUGCAAAGGAUCAUUCCAACUCUUAUUUUGUAGGCCAAAGAUCCUGAAGUCCAAAUUUCAUAGUUACCUGAGCCAGAAUCCCAGUCCGUACCCCUCCAAUCCCACAAUGUUCCUUGCAGUUAUAAAUCUACAAAUAUAAAUAUGGAAGUGGUUUAAAUUCCCCUUUCUAUAAGGUUUCUUAAAUGUGGUAGAAAAAAAUCUGUUUGAAUCAACCAGGCCACAUUAUGGCUAUUGUGUUUCAAAUCUCUUCGUUUUUGGUUUCAGAAGGUUGAUUAGUGCACUUUUUGAUCAUUUGAGGCAAUCUAUUUAGGCACUGCAACAUUCUGUAAUCACAAGAUGUUUUGAACUCAGCAAAGAGAAAUAUAAGGGGUUUGAAUCUGAUUGUGUUUCCUUUUUUGGGGGAGAAUAACAGAGAUCCUUACAUCUGAAAUGGUUAUAUAUUCCAGUUAUCAUUAUCAGGUAAAACCAGUUGGCAUUUAAACCUACAAUUGCUCACGCCAAUGGCUUUUUUCCUCAUGCAAAUUCAGACCAAACCAUACUUGUUAAGGUGCUUGAAUAUAUUUUGUACAUGUAAUUUAUAACCUAGGAAGCCAAAGUGUCCACCUUCUUUCUGUGAAAUUUUGCUCGGUGGUGAACGCCAGUAUAAAAUGGCGAUAAUUUGAUUUUAAGGUGGAGUAAAGUACAGUGACUGAUAAGACACCAGGCUGCUCCUGCAACUCUCUUAAAAAGGAAGAGCAGCCCAAUGGAAGUUAAGCAGUGGCUCCAUGGGAGUGAAAAAUCACACCAUCGAGGCACCUCUGACUGCUCCCAUACGGAGUAGCCAUUCCAGGUCUCACUGGCAAUACUCUGAACUGGAUCAUCCUUGCUGCCCCCUCAGAUGGCAUGUGAUCAAUUUCUAAUGUGAAAUUAUCACCAAUUUUAUUAAUACACAUUAAGACACUUUAGUUGGUGGAUUUAUCAGUUGUUAGUGAUGUGGAUUCAAAGGUGCAAAGGAAAAAUUAUGUGAUGUUGCACUGAUGCACAGAGCAUGUUCAGUGCUCCAAAAACACCAUUUUGUCUUCUGGUGAGUUAAAGAUGUAUUGGAAAACAGAGCUUUUCUUUUUACCAUGGUAGAAUUGACCACAAAUUAUUGCAUGAUUUUGUUUAGGUGAGUCAAAUAAUGUUGUGCUCUCAGUAGAAAUCUUUUAGCCCAUUGAAGAUCCUGCUUGAUUGUACAUCCAAUUUUUUAGAUUCAGCCUGUGCCUUAUCUUUGUCAAAGUCCCACAUUCCAAAUGCUUCUUAUAUUUCUAUCAUACUCAAGAAUGGGCAGCAGUGUUCUGAGACUAAGAGAAAACUGACACUUUCAAGUGUAAAAAUGUUUCAUCCAAAAAAAUCAGCACUGAAAAGAUAUUAAAUGAAUAUAUGCUAAAAGAA